Messenger RNA from Carica papaya (papaya), 1359 nucleotides. RefSeq names its product amino acid transporter AVT6C-like. The record is from RefSeq and is a predicted model, not a curated record. Lineage: Eukaryota; Viridiplantae; Streptophyta; Magnoliopsida; Brassicales; Caricaceae. Gene Ontology annotation, biological process: amino acid transmembrane transport. Gene Ontology annotation, cellular component: membrane. Gene Ontology annotation, molecular function: L-amino acid transmembrane transporter activity.
UUUUCCAUCCGAAGUCAAAAGAAGAAGACCAUUUUUCCAAAGCAUGGAGAGGAAGAAUAACAGUAGCCAAGAUCCAAUCCUUGACAUCCCACUCCUCCAAGAACCUAAUCAUGAACCAGGAGGUGCAACAAUGUCAAGUGCAGUGUUUAACGUUUCGACAACGAUGGUCGGCGCCGGGAUUAUGUCUGUCCCGGCCACGAUGAAGACGCUAGGAAUCGUUCCCGGCUUGAUAUCAAUUCUGAUUGUUGCGUUUUUGGCGGAGGUGACGGUGGACUUCUUAUUGAGGUUCACUCGGUCUGCCAAGUGCACCACCUAUGGUGGGUUAAUGGCCGACUCGUUUGGACCAUUUGGGUCUGUUGCAGUGCAGAUUUGUGUCAUGAUAACCAAUCUCGGUUGCCUUAUCAUUUAUUUGAUUAUUCUUGGGGAUGUUCUCUGUGGAAAUCGAUCCGGAGAAAGCAUACAUACUGGGAUUUUACAAGAAUUGUUUGGAAUUCACUGGUGGAACUCAAGAGCUGUUGUGAUUCUCCUUGUUGUUCUCUUUGUUAUGCUUCCAUUGGUCUUGUUACGCCAAGUAGAUUCACUUAGGCAUAGUUCAGCAGUGUCCAUAGGACUUGCGGUAGUGUUUGUUGUGAUAAGCUCAGCAAUGGCUAUUCAUGCUCUAUGGACUGGAAAAACACAAAAACCAAGACUAGUACCAGACUUUACCAAAGUCUCAGUGCUUGAUCUUUUCACAACGAUUCCGAUUUUUGUCACAGGCUUCGGAUUUCAUAUGGUCGUUCAUCCAAUAAAGGCAGAGCUUCAGAAGUCAUCUGAUAUGAGUUUAGCUGUUAGGAUUUCCUUGCUCAUCUGCAUUGCCAUAUACUUCACCAUCGGUUUUUUUGGUUACUUGCUAUUUGGUGACACCAUCAUGCCCGAUAUGCUGGUGAAUUUUGAUAAGAAUUCAGAUUCAUCCACCGGCCUAGUGAUCAAUGACAUAGUUCGACUGAGCUACGCGAUCCACCUAGCAUUGGUUUUCCCCCUUAUGAACUAUUCUUUAAGGGCAAAUGUUGAUGAAUUUCUCUUCCCAAAGAAGCCUGCUUUGGCAUUAGACACCACCAGAUUUGUGUCCUUAACUUGUGGUUUACUUACAAUUACUUACACUGUAGCUGUUGCCCUUCCAAACAUCUGGUAUUUUUUCCAGUUCAUGGGAUCCACAACCAUUGUUUGCCUCGCAUUUAUAUUUCCUGCUGCAAUUGUUUUAAGGGAUGUACAUGGAAUAUCGACGAAGAAAGAUAAGAUUAUUGCAAUACUAGUGAUUAUCUUGGCUGUGAUGACAAGUGCAGUUGCAAUUUACACAAACUUGCUGAGUUGAAUGGAAAA